ACUGGCAGCAACUUGAUAUGCAGCUUGUGUAGUUCUUCUGAAAUCCUCUGUUGCAACUUCUUUGCCGUUAUAACGUUUGUUCGAUCGCCCCAGGACUUGGCUUGGACUUGGCCAUCGACUAGCCAAUUAUUGAAUUAUUGAUCAGCACCAAGGAGUUGAAGGACCACGUUGGACUUGUCUCGUUGGACCACGUUGCAGGGACUUGGCUAACAUCGCUCCUAUAUAACGAGCCCUAUGAAUUGCUAAAGGGCGCUCAGUGUUUGAUCUCUUCGUCUGUGCUGUGUAACAACAGGAGCCAGUGGAAACCAAAUCCACUGUAAAAUCAUCGUGCACGAUGUCUGGGGGCACCUCGAGUUCGCUACGCGCGAGAUCUCCGCAUCCUGCAGAGUCACCGACGAUCGAUGUUGACCAUGACUCUAAAUCCAUCGAGCUGCGGAACAUCUCCGCAGGUGAGGACGGCAAUCCAAAGCAGGAUGGGUCCGCAACUUCCCAAGCUGCACAGAGUGCCCACUCUCAAGCAGACGUAGACCCGCGUAUCCUACGCCGGAAAGCGAACAUUCACUUCGCCGCCAUGUGCUUCUCUUUAUUCCUGGCUGGUUGGAACGACGGAACCACUGGCCCGUUGCUGCCCCGCAUCCAGGAGGUUUACCAUGUUAACUUCACAAUAGUAUCCCUCAUCUUCGUCUUCGCCUGUCUGGGCUUCAUUUCCGCCGCCGCUGCAAACGUUGCCUUGACAGACCGAUUCGGCUUUGGUUGGGUGAUGGUGAUAGGGUCGAUCGCGCAGAUGAUAGGAUACGCAUUUGAAGCCUCGGCCCCGCCGUUUCCUGUCUUUGUGCUAGGCUAUUGCAUAAAUGGGUUUGGCAUGUCUCUCCAGGACGCAGGGGCAAAUGGAUAUGUCAGCAGUUGGAACGAAAGCACCGAGAACAAGAUGGGCAUCAUGCAUGCUGUAUACGGGGUAGGCGCACUAUGCUCUCCCCUCGUCGCAACGCAGUUCUCGGAGAAGCGUCAUUGGUCAUUCCACUACUUGACGUCGCUAGGCGUCGCGUUUAUCAACACCGUAAUUCUUUGCCUCGUUCUGAAGUUUAGAAAUCAGGAUGACUGUCUCGCGGAGAUCGGCCAGAAACCGCUAGAGACGUCAGGGAGCCAAUCGGAAGGGAAAUACAAGCAGAUCUUCCGUCUGCGUGCUCUGCAUCUCCUUGCAAUUUUUAUUUUUAUUUACGUUGGCAUUGAAGUCACCGUCGGAGGAUGGAUCGUCACAUAUGUGAUUGACGUACGCGCUGGAGGCCCGUCAUCUGGGUAUAUCUCAUCCGGUUUCUUCGGAGGACUGACACUCGGCCGUGUCGGCCUCCUAUGGGUGAACAAAACGAUCGGCGAGCGCUAUGUCAUCUUCCUCUACGUCCUUCUCGCCAUCGCGCUGGAGCUCAUCGUCUGGCUGGUCCCCUCGCUCAUUGGUGGCGCAGUCGCGGUCGCCUUCGUCGGGGUCUUCCUCGGACCAAUUUACCCGAUUGUAAUGAACCACUCGGGGCGGAUUCUCCCGCCGUGGCUCCUGACGGGCUGCAUUGGCUGGAUCGCAGGCUUCGGCCAGGCGGGCAGUGCGUUCUUGCCAUUCUUGACAGGUUUGUUGGCGAGCAAGGAGGGUAUCAAAAGUUUGCAGCCGUUUUUGGUAUCGAUGUUAAGUUUUCUAUUCUGUCUGUGGGCGAUUGUACCAAAUCGUCCUCGCGUGGUUGAAUGAGCCGCGUCAUAUACCUGGUCUUUAUAUACAGGGGUUUUUUCUUCUUUUGAUGAAGCAAUAAUACACGAAUACACGAACACC
Messenger RNA from Fomitopsis serialis, 1813 nucleotides. RefSeq names its product MFS general substrate transporter. Gene Ontology annotation, cellular component: membrane. Gene Ontology annotation, molecular function: transmembrane transporter activity. The coding region runs from base 335 to 1732 and encodes 465 amino acids. The transcript has 14 exons. Lineage: Eukaryota; Fungi; Basidiomycota; Agaricomycetes; Polyporales; Fomitopsidaceae. The record is from RefSeq and is a predicted model, not a curated record. Gene Ontology annotation, biological process: transmembrane transport.